CUUCCCAUCCUGUCCCGUCCCGUCCCAUCCCAUCCCAUCCCAUCCCAUCCCGUCCCGCCGAGCCGGGCCGGCUGCCUGGAGCAGGAUGACGGCCGCGGCCACCACCGGCACGCACAAGGUCGCCAGCACCAAGGAGGAGAGGAAGUUAAGGAAACCCCUCAUUGAGCGGAAGAGAAGGGAAAGGAUUAAUAACUGCUUAGACCAGCUGAAGGAGACUGUUGUGGGUGCAUUUCACCUGGAUCAGUCCAAACUGGAAAAAGCAGACAUCCUGGAAAUGACAGUGAAGCACCUCCAGAACAUCCAGAGCAGCAAGAUGAUGGCUGACUCCAAGGUGGGUCUGGAGGCCCAGCAGAGGUACAGCACCGGCUACAUCCAGUGCAUGCACGAGGUGCACAACCUGCUGCUCACCUGCGAGUGGAUGGACAAGAGCCUGGGGGCGCGCCUCCUGAACCACCUGCUCAAAUCCCUGCCCCGCUCUGGGGAGGACACCUGCAAGGCAGCGCUCAGGUCUCUGAGCCCGUCUCAGCAGCCUCUCCUGACACACAGGAGUCCCCUGGGCCCCAAGGGCAGCGCUCGAGGCACAAACCCGGCACAGGAGCGCCUCUACCCUGCGGAGAACAAGCAAGCUUCCAAAAAUUCCUGCCAGCUGCCCUCGCUGUCGCUUUUCAACCAGGCUGAUGCUGCACCUCCCAGACAGGUUCUGCAGCCAAAUUUUUCCCAUAACAACCCCAGGAUGGGGUCAUUAGAUAUGUGGAGACCGUGGUAAAGUGUGCUUUCCAUUUUUGUCCUAACCUUAGACACUCUUACGUAUGUAUCUUAUAGAUAUGUUUCUUUAAAACACUUGUGGAGCAGAUCUGUUCCUGUAGGUGUACUAAAGACCUGGGUACUUCAAACCGAAGUAAACCUAUGUGUAGCCUGCAUUGUAGAAGGCUGCUAUUAUUUUUUAUUUAUUUAAUACAUCUAAAUUAUUGUCUAGAAUCCUCUCGUGCUCUUUCGUGUAUAAUAAUUAUAUAGUUUUAAUGUCUUACAUUCUAAAAUAAUCAACUUUCUAUUAAUAAAAAUAUAAGACAACAAGUAACGAACCUCUCUGGAAUCAAAUUUACCUUCAGAUCUCACAUAAGCCAUUGAGAUCCCUGUGUUGGAUAAAAGGGUAAGCAACUGGUCUCUUCUGCUUUUUAUUUUUAAUAUCAUCCCUGUGCAGUGUAAGAGAUUCCGGUGUUGAGUCCUGUAAAAAUGCUGCAACUAU
This is a messenger RNA of Motacilla alba alba, 1246 nucleotides long. RefSeq names its product transcription cofactor HES-6-like. The transcript is spliced from 4 exons. Gene Ontology annotation, cellular component: nucleus. The coding region runs from base 86 to 766 and encodes 226 amino acids. NCBI's taxonomy places the organism in Eukaryota, Metazoa, Chordata, Aves, Passeriformes, Motacillidae. Gene Ontology annotation, molecular function: RNA polymerase II cis-regulatory region sequence-specific DNA binding; DNA-binding transcription factor activity, RNA polymerase II-specific; protein dimerization activity. Gene Ontology annotation, biological process: anterior/posterior pattern specification; regulation of transcription by RNA polymerase II; regulation of neurogenesis. The record is from RefSeq and is a predicted model, not a curated record.